This is a messenger RNA of Polyodon spathula (Mississippi paddlefish), 2162 nucleotides long. RefSeq names its product transmembrane protein 115-like. Gene Ontology annotation, cellular component: Golgi apparatus; membrane. The record is from RefSeq and is a predicted model, not a curated record. Gene Ontology annotation, biological process: retrograde vesicle-mediated transport, Golgi to endoplasmic reticulum. Bases 954 to 2015 code for a protein of 353 amino acids. NCBI's taxonomy places the organism in Eukaryota, Metazoa, Chordata, Actinopteri, Acipenseriformes, Polyodontidae. The transcript is spliced from 2 exons.
GCAGUUGUUUGGUUUUGGUGACGGUGGCGGCUGUGGGGUAUAGCUGGGAGUGCUUUGAGUUUACGUUACAGGGAGAAACAGUUCUGAUAAACGUCACCAGAAAAAACAGUUAAGCUGCCAAAAUACACUCAGAACCAUCGAACAGCAGCGGAGUUCAGAUCCGUUGAGUGGACAGGGGUAAUAUCCAUUUAAUUUCAGUUAUCUGGGCCUGGCGAGGGAGGAUAAUCCCCGGGCUCACCUGUGGAUUGUGGCCGGGAAAAGGUGGGGGAGAGCGAGGACGGGGAGAGGCGGAGAGGAGCCGUGGAACUCUAUCUUUGGAAUAGGAAGCUUAAUGCUGAUUGUCUGUACUCCGGAGGCCGAAAUAGUACGACAAAAAGUUAACGAUUAACCAGCAGCUGUACUGUGAGCAGACGACUGGAGUAAACGAACCAGCUGAUUUGGAAGUUUAUUUUCUUUAAGUGCAGGUUUUGUUUUUCUCUGUUAUCUCUUAUUUGUACUGCUGGCUGAGAUGCUUACAACCUGUCUAUUGGAAUAAGAGUUUUCCUCAAUGGGGAAAAGCAUAUAGUUGUAGUACGCGCAUAGAUAGUAGUUAAGGUCUAACUUUGAUUAUCCUCGGUUUACUUUUUCCUCUUAAGUUUACUAGUUACCAGUAUUGCUACUAGUAACCGUUUGCUUUCCUGAUUAAUAUUUCAUUAAUGAUUUACUGUGUGUGCUCAAGAUUUAGCUUCUUUUCUACACCAGGCCAUCUCUCUAUUAAUAUACUGAUGGGACCGGUUUUAAUAAUAAAGCGAAUUAUUUGUUUGGAUGCUGCUGUUUUUUAAACGCUAGAUGUAUUCCAGCAGAGAAAUCCAAGCACAUCUCUUUAGUAUUUUUCUGCUUUUGCAAUUUUAACUCUCUUCAAGACAUUAAGAUCUAGUGCCACAGCAUUUACUUUAUUCAGUAACUAAAUAAAAAUGAACCGCUAUCUGCCAGUUGCCCGCCAACACUUUCUGGCUGCCCUAGCCAGCACCAGCGUGGUGGUCAAAGCCAUCUGUGCCGUAGUCAUCCUUUUGUACCUGCUGUCUCUAGUGGUGGACACUGUCUACGUGCUGGGGGUGACACCUGGCUUUCUCUUUCCCCCGAACUUCUGGAUCUGGACCCUAGCCACCCACGCGGUGACAGAACAGCACGUGUGGGAUGUGGUGGUUAGCCUGGCCACGGUGAUCGUGGCUGGGAGGCUGCUGGAGCCCCUGUGGGGUGCCCUGGAGCUGCUCAUUUUCUUUGCCGUCAUCAACGUCUCCGUGGGCCUGCUGUCCGGCUUCUCUUACCUGCUCACCUACAUGUCCACCUUCAACCUGGACUACCUGUUUGAGGUGCGGGUCCACGGCAUGCUGGGCUUCUUGGGAGGAGUGCUGGUGGCCCUCAAGCAGACGAUGGGUGACUCCACAGUGCUGCGCGUGCCCCAGGUGCGGCUCAAGGUGGCCCCCAUGCUGGUGCUGCUGGCCCUGGCUGUCCUGCGCUUCACCACGUUGAUUGACACCACGGCCCCACUAGCAGCGUACGGCUACGGCGUGCUGUCCGGGUGGGUGUACCUGCGGUUCUACCAGAAGCACAGCCGUGGCCGGGGGGACAUGUCGGACCACUUUGCCUUUGCCUCCUUCUUCCCAGAGAUCCUGCAGCCACUGGUGGGCCUCCUGGCUGGGCUGGUGCACAGCGUACUGGUCAAGGUGAAGGUGUGCCGCAAAACCGUCAAGCGGUAUGACGUGGGAGCGCCUUCCUCCAUCACCAUCAGCCUGCCCGGCACCGACCCUCAAGAUGCUGAGAGAAGAAGGCAGCUUGCCCUGAAGGCUUUGAACGAACGUCUGAAGCGAGUGGAGGACCAGUCUGCCUGGCCGAACAUGGAGGAGGAGGAGGAGGACGAAAGUGGAGCUGACGCGCCGCUCCUCCCUGGACGUGAGGCCCCAUCCACUGCUGGGGCGGGCGGGGGCCAGGAGUCCGGCAUCAUCAGCUUCGAGGACGCACCUUUACAGUCCUAAUGCCACAGCGAAGACAAGACUGACAUGAGACCAACAGAGAGAGAUAUGAAUUCAGCUCCUUACCAUCAUGAGGACCUCCUUGCACUUGUUAAUGGGAAAAGUAACAGUUAAAACAAAGUGUGUGUGUGUGUAUAUAUAUUAUAUAUA